Spirometra erinaceieuropaei is the source of this 732-nucleotide messenger RNA. Lineage: Eukaryota; Metazoa; Platyhelminthes; Cestoda; Diphyllobothriidea; Diphyllobothriidae. The record is from the annotation of a GenBank genome assembly.
AUGACCGCACUCCUGAACCCCCACUACCAUCCUCAUUGUCUUCCUCUUCCCCCCCCCCUCCUCCUCCUCCUCCUCCUCCUCCUCCAUCGGCCCAACAUCCGCUGCGGUGGUUCCUCUAUCCGCCGCCACUGUACACAAUUCCCACCGUCAACGCCAGCGAUGCGAACUCGGUCCAAACCUGCCCUAUUUGCGACCGCACCUUCACCUCACGCAUCGACCUGGUCGGACACUUGUGAAUCCAUCGCACAGAGACUGGAGCACCAACCUACUCUCACCGCAUCCGCCUCAACUGCCCUCACUGCACCCGCACAUUCGCCCACCGCAUGGGCCUCUUCGGUCAUAUGCGUAUCCACGACAGCGGAAUUGACCGCAGUCUCGAUACACCUGGCACCCCUUGCACACCCCACCAUGCCUAGCUCAAAACACACCCCGUUGCUAAGCGCGUCCAUCAUCAACAGCUCCAUCACCGCCGUCGCCAUCUUCGAAACCGACACUGACACCGCCGACUUUUUCUGUCCCCAUUGUCAUCGUAAAUUCAUCUCACGCAUCGGCCUGGUCUGUCUUUUGCGAAUCCAUCGUACAGAGACUGACGAACCAGUGCCUGGAGCACCCUCAUAUACUCGCCGCAUCCGCCUCAACUGCCCUCACUGCACCCGCACAUUCGCCCACCGCAUGGGCCUAUUAGCCCACAUGCGCAUUCACGAAAACCUGUGGCAGAUAACCGCCAGCUAA